This is a messenger RNA of Xiphias gladius (swordfish), 1469 nucleotides long. RefSeq names its product purine nucleoside phosphorylase 4a (gene pnp4a). Gene Ontology annotation, molecular function: purine-nucleoside phosphorylase activity. The record is from RefSeq and is a predicted model, not a curated record. Gene Ontology annotation, biological process: nucleoside metabolic process. Gene Ontology annotation, cellular component: cytoplasm. The transcript has 7 exons. Bases 168 to 1052 code for a protein of 294 amino acids. Lineage: Eukaryota; Metazoa; Chordata; Actinopteri; Istiophoriformes; Xiphiidae.
AAACAUUUCUACACACACACACACACACACACACACACACACACACAAACACACACACACAAACACACAAACACAGACGCAGUUAGUGACUGAGGCUGCUCAUUGAAACACGCGCACACAUCGGUUCUGCUUUGCAUUCGUCAUCAGCCCUCUGUCAUCCGUCCGUCAUGCACAGCAGAGAAGAGAUCAGUCAUGACGAAUACCAGAAAACCGCUGACUGGCUGAUGUCCCAGACGAAGCACCGCCCCCAGGUGGCGAUCAUCUGCGGGUCCGGACUGGGCAUGCUCGCCGACACCCUCAAGUGUCAGGACUCCUUCGCUUACUCUGACAUACCGGGCUUCCCCCAGAGCACAGUGCAGGGCCACGCAGGUCGACUUGUGUUCGGGGAACUGAAGGGGAAGACGUGUGUGUGCAUGCAGGGUCGCUUCCACAUGUACGAAGGACACUCACUCUGCAAGACCACAUUUCCCGUUCGGGUCUUCAAGCUGUUGGGGGUGGAAACUCUGAUUGUGACCAACGCGGCCGGAUCACUGGCCGACGACCUCCAGCCUGGUGACAUCAUGAUCAUCAAAGACCACAUCAACUUCCCCGGACUGGUCGGUCUGAACCCGCUGAGUGGACCCAACGACGACAAGUUCGGACCUCGUUUCCCGGCCAUGUCAGGUUGCUAUGACAAAGGUCUCCGUUGCCUAGCGAUGGAGAUCGCCAAGCAGCUGGGCGUGGCCAGCCUCAUGCAGGAAGGCGUGUACGCCAUGGUGGGAGGGCCAACCUUUGAAACCAUUGCUGAGGCCAGACUGCUGCAUCAACUUGGGGUUGAUGCUGUCGGUAUGAGUACGGCUCCUGAGGUCGUCGUGGCGACUCACUGCCGUCUGAGAGUCUUUGGUCUUUCUCUGGUUACCAACAAGGUGGUGAAGAGUUACGAGGACUCAGACAGUGUGAACCACGAGGGCGUCCUGGAGGUCGGCCGGCUGCGUUCUCACACUGUGCAGCAGCUGGUGACUGAACUGAUCAGCAGGAUGGAGAUCAAUAACAACACCAAUGAUGCUGUCUGAAUGAACACACACACACACACACACACACACACACACACACACACACACACACAUAUUGUGUAUAUAUUUGAUUAUUGAAUUUACAGCAUUGUUUUGAGUUUCCUCGUGUUUUUGUUUAUCAUCUUAUCAUCAUCUAUUUUUUAUCCUUUGCUGUGAUUAAAAAAACCUUUAUUUAUAUCACCACGGUGCCUAAUAAUUCUCUAUCAGGGUAAAUCUGACUGUAAGUAUUGAUUUGUGAUAUUUGAUUAACCCUAAAGAUUAAUAUAACGAUGACCACUGUGUUUGAUGGUGAUUUAAUAUGAAAAGAUAUGAGACAAAGAUUUUUUUGUCUUCUCAUGUACAUUGUUCCUGUUGAAUUAUGGAGUUUUAUUUUGUACAAAAAGAAUCCCUGACUUCUUGAUCCACGUUAAUCUGAUU